Messenger RNA from Archocentrus centrarchus (flier cichlid), 6188 nucleotides. It is a transcript of the gene cramp1, whose product is annotated as cramped chromatin regulator homolog 1. Lineage: Eukaryota; Metazoa; Chordata; Actinopteri; Cichliformes; Cichlidae. The transcript has 21 exons. Gene Ontology annotation, biological process: pattern specification process. Gene Ontology annotation, molecular function: chromatin binding. The coding region runs from base 150 to 3680 and encodes 1176 amino acids. Gene Ontology annotation, cellular component: nucleus. The record is from RefSeq and is a predicted model, not a curated record.
UGUUGCUGAUAGUAGAGACAGUUGAACUGCGCAGAGAGUUCAGCUCCAGUCGAAUCAGGAGCAAGGAGAGGGCAUAAAAGCGGAGCGAUCGCUCUCGGCUUUAUUAUGCUCAAUUUGACCACUAAUUGCCAGUCUAACCGCUCGGAUCCAUGGUGAAGAGAAAGAAGACACCGUCCGCUACAGAGGAGCACCAAAAUGGCAUGACACCGGGCUCCAGGGAGGGGAUCGGUGUCGAUGGGAGGAGGAAUCCGUCCAGAAAGCCCGACGGUUGCGACGAGGAGGAGAGCGGAGAGCAGGCGAGCGAAGAGCGCAGUACAAAGGGAGAGGACGGAGUGGAAAUUCUUAAUCCAUCAGCCACGGGUCUCAGCUCCGGUUCAGCCCCGGUCCUUCCUGUUUCUGCUCCGAACCGAACCGGACCAGGCUCGACCCAGCAGCCCCAGACUCCAGCGGAGCCCGGCCCGCCGGGCCCCGACCAGCAUCAUUUUCUCCGAUCCAGCGUUCGACCUCCGAGCAAGCGGAUACGGAAGGAUUCAAUCGGCUCGUCCAUCAAUGGACACGGCGGGGCAAAAUCGAAAGGAGCAGAGAAUGGCUCUUCUUCCCAGGGUGCGGUGGGUCAGUCGGGGCCUGUGGUCAGCUCCACUGGGGGGGUAUCCAAGACCUCCAAGGGCCAAGGGUCUACAGAGAAGGAAGAGCAAGCUGGCAACCAGAAGCGAGCCCGUCGGCAAUGGGAAUCCUGGAGUGCCGAGGACAAAAACAGCUUUUUUGAGGGGCUUUAUGAGCAUGGGAAAGAUUUUGAGGCCAUCCAGAACAACAUUGCAAUGAAGUACAAGAAGAGAGGCAAGCCAGCAAACAUGGUGAAGAACAAGGAGCAGGUCCGCCACUUCUACUACCGCACUUGGCACAAGAUCUCCAAACACAUCGACUUCGCUAACGUGUACUCCAGAGUGUUGAAGAAAUCUUCUCAAGAACUGUACGGCCUCAUCUGCUAUGCUGAGCUUCGCAAAAAAGUUGGAGGAUUGAUGGAUGAUAAGAAUGUGGCAAAGCUGAAUGAACUCAUCCAGCAAGGGGCCACCACCGUGCGCUCCAAAGGGAGGAACCUGCGUAUCAAAGCUCCUAUGUGCCGAGCACUGAAGAAACUUUGUGAUCCAGAUGGAGUGAGUGAUGAAGAGGACCAGAAGCCGGUGCGCCUGCCCUUGAAGGUGGCAGUGGAGCUCCAGCCACGCAGUAACCACUCCUGGGCCCGAGUUCAGAGUCUUGCCCACAACCCUCGCCUCAGGAUGGUGGUGGAGCUCCACAGGAAAGUCUCCAGCCUCAUUGAAUAUCUGAAACAGAAGUGGGCUUAUCACGACCAGCGGAUUCUUAAGAGUCUUAUGGAGAGGGAGACUCUAGAGGGCAACCAGACCAGCACAGCUUCUCCCAGCAUAACUCAGAAGGAAGAGCUUUUUCUUUUUCCAGCUGAAAGCUGCACUUUAACCAUGCUGCCUGGUGUAGCACGUGUGGUUCACUCCAAAGCCUCCUGCACUGUCCACUGGAUAGAAAGUGGCAAGAACCGGCCUAAUGCCAAGGAACUGCCAGCUGCCCAGAUCCUGGGCAUCCACACAGCUCCACCACCUCGAACUGGAAGUAAAUCUGGACGGGGAAGCGCUGCUGUUGCUUCAGUGACUGUAUCAGGUGAUUCUCGUCGGACUGAACCCCCUAACCACGAAUCAUCAGCAGACAGUUCUGCAAAGGUAGAAGAGAAGAGACCUCAAUCUCUCUUUGUCCCAGUUUCCUCUCAGCAGACUGUGACCAUCAGAGAAGAGGCAGAUGGGAUAGGAGCUUCUGAGCCAGGCAAGACUUGUACUGGCGUUGAGGUCGGUGGUGGCUUAGCUGUGACCAAAAGCAUGGACAAUUCAUGUAGUGGUGCAGAGGGUUCUGCUGAGCAGUGCAAAGAGGAGCAGAGCACCAGCGCCUCUUCCUCAGAGGCCAACCAGCCUCCUUCAGUCAAACCUCCAGUGACUAGCUCAGAGGAAGCCGUGUCACAAGCUUCCACACCAGCAGCCAAAGAACGGACUGUUGAUCAGAUCAGAGAGGAAGGCUGGAGCACCCGUGACGCAGAGAACGUCACACUAGCUGAGCUCUACCUGAUGUUUGGAAAGCCAGGCAAGCUGCAGCUGGAGUAUGAGUGGCAGCCAGUUGCAGCUCCUACCAGCAGCUCAGUAAAUGGACAAGCCUCAGUGCAGCCAAAGCCCGACAGGACAAAUCGAGUGUUGCGCUGCCUGCUCAAGCUGGUUACCACUGAGGUCAACCCUAAACCUCUGGCUCCAGAGCUGUGCUCCACGGCCACAUCGCCACUCAAGACGCAUCAGGAGGAGCAAAACCAGGUCCUCACACCUCCGGCGAAGGGUCCUGUAGCAGGCGUUCGCAGUCCAAGCUGUGGCCGGCAGCAGGCUUCUGUACGAAUGGCCAGGUUACAGCUGCCAAACACUGGAGGUGGGCGCAACCUUCCCCGCUCUCUGCUGGGGUCGACUGCGGUCGGUGACUCUGAAGGCAGUGUGUUUGCGGUACCCACCACGCUGCCACCCAACAGCUCGCGGCACAACAGAAUGUUCUCCCCCAACAAGGAGGCAGAGCUAGCCUUAAGACAGCAGCUCGACUCUAUCAGUAUGCAGUCAGAUCUCUUCCUUUCCAGACAGCGAAAACCUCGGAACAGACAACUUCGUAAACCACUUGUGGUUCAGCGAACACUGCUGCCCAGAACUACAGGAGAUACUCCUCAACAUGUCUGUUCCUUCUCCAUCCUCUCCAACUCCUCUGCCACAGGAACUGGAUCUUUCCGGCCAAUCCAAACCCGACUAGCUCCUUCCUCUCGCUCUGUCCAGACUAAAACACCCCCUGCAGCAUCUAGCUCUGCCAGCCAGCUCUCUAGUGCCAUUGACCUGGCAGCUAAGACUGCAGGCAUCAUCCCAGGCAGUCCCUGUCGGGAGGUAGAUUCUUCCACUGUGGAUAACAGCGCUCUGCUUGCUACCACACCCACUGCUGAUGCUGAGCCAGACUCCCAACUCCUCCAGCAAAAUGUCCCAGAGAACGGUGUACCUCCUCCAUCUCCUGGAGUGACCGGUGGUGGAGACUCACUCCUCUCUCCACCGAGCGUUGCCUCGCUUCUUGAUAUCUCACUCCCAGGCCCCCCUGAAGAGGCUCUAACCUCCGGAGAACCUCAAACACAGAUUAGUGACUCCAUCAUCGAGCUCGCCAUCAACUCUACACACUAUGGUGAGGAGGCCGCUCUCUCUCCAGCCAAGCUGGGCAACAGCGAUGGCUCCAAGCUGCUGGCCUCGUCUCCCUCGCUCAGCCCAUCCAGAGGCUGGAUCCCAUCACCCAGCCACGACCCCCAGUGGUACCCCAGCGACUCGUCUGACUCCACACUGGGAUGCCUCCUUUCCAGCAUGGUCUCUCCUGAUAAGGGCAGACGGACCACCCUAACCCCCACUGGCCCCUCCAGCGGCACAGCUUUGCUCGGGCCUAGCUUACUGGACUGCAAUUCCCAUGAUUCCUUUCAAUCCCGUGGCCUUCCUGAUGUGGCAGAAAUGGACUCUCAGCUUGCUUGUAUGAUGAGUGAGAGCAGCAUAGACUACAUUGCUCGCUUCAAUGAUCUGGCUCAGGAGCUCGCCGUGACCGAGCCCUCCAUCCCACCUCCCUGAGGAUGACUGGCUCCACCAAGCCACGGCCAUCUGUACCGCUAAUCUAGAACCAGUUCCACGCAUUUCCAUUGGAUACUGCUAGAAAUUCACAACGGAUUUGCAGGCUGCAGUUUAAGUUUUCAUACUGUGGAAAUUAUCCCAACUUUUACUAUGUCCAGUUCUCAGACCUGUUGAAGAGUGGGCUGGUUCUCAAAAGGCACCGAGGCAGAACCGAGGCACCAUGUUGGUGGUGACAAGAGCCACUGUGAGUGAGCAGAGGAGAGGUUUCUCCUCUUUACUUCUUGUUUGGAGAAAGAUAACUGGGGAGAAAGGCCAACCCCUCAAAGCCAUCCACACCCUGUUUGUAAAAGUGCAAUAAUACCAGUCGAGCGUGACUGUUGUUUAAAGUGAGUUGCGUUGGUUUCACUGAACUGUUCUUUUUCAGGAAGAAUUCCCUUUAAAUACAAAACACUUUAGAUAAACAAAUGAGUUUACAAAAUACAACCUCAUGUACAGGAAAAUACUAUGCCAUAUCUGAACAAAAUAUCUUUUUAUGUCUCUUCCUGCUCUCUGUGUGUGAGUGCAUGAAUGUAUCUGUGUGUAAGUGUGUCUUCUAGGCUCUAAGGUUGACCUCUCAAAAUGUGCAGUUCAGAUCACUAGCUGGCGGUAAACAGCCACUGGGCCGUCAUUUAUGAAAGUCAUGGCAGUGAGAAAAAGGUGCUUGGCAUAGUUCAGUAGCAAAAUUGGAGCAAAACAGAAAGUGGCAGGUAGAAGUUCUUUCUUUCCUGUUAUUGUUCUUUGGUUUUUCUCUUUUUAUUCCUCAUCUCUUGUGGGUUCAGUUUUUAUAGAUUGUGUUGUAGUCAUGCGCGUUUGGAUUCAGGUUGUUCAUUUCUCACACAAACAUUAAAAAAAUGGCAGCUUGUUGGUUGACUCCACUUGGUAGCUCUACAGAUGCUGAAAGUGUAUUGGCUUUUUGUUUUUUUACAUUUUUAUAAUUUUUUUUUUUUUUUAUGUCCACUGCCAGUUGUGUUCAGUUCUCAUUAGUUUUAUUGUGUGCAGAGAUGCACAUUCAAACAGGAAUAGCUUUUAGAUAUUUAAGCCCUUUUAAGACUUGUGGUGUUUGCUGAUUUUCUUGAUCUAGGUGACGGCAUCAGAAUAUUUUAGAAGGGUGGGCAAACUUCGCCAGAGUGUAAGAGUGCUUGUACCUAUAAAUGCCACAAGUCUGCGUGUAUGGCAGCAUAAUAUGCAAGUACUGAGACCCUCCAUCGGUGCGUUAUGUCUGAAUGAAGCCUUGAGGAACAUUCACAUAAAAAGUGACCUAUGACUUUCCCUGCUCCUCACACACAAGCUAUGAGAUGGAAAUCUCCCUCCUGGAUUGCAGACAGAGGAAGGUUUGAAUGACGGGAGAGGAGGAUCUCUGUGAGAUGCUCAGGAGACACGAGUGGCAGUAGUCUUAUGUGUGCCAGUCUGUUAAUCUGGCAUGCAUUCAGGCUUUUUCUGUUUUUUAAAGGUGGCACGUAAAUGUUACUAGGUUCGACCAGAUUACUCGUUCAGACGUGAAAAUGCCAGAUAAACAGCAAAGAGGACAUGUCUAGAAAGGGGUUAGAUUCUUCAUCUUUAUUUUUGGUCUCAUUUUUAAUAAUGUUGCCACAACAGGCAGGAGUCCCCUUGAAUGUCUAUAUCGACUACAACUAAAAAUAAAUAAUAAAUAGUAACGACUCAUUUACCUUCCUUAGCUUUCUUGUGUUCUUGCAGUUCUAAUUAGUUCAAAUAAAUAGCUGUCAUUUUGUUUGACAGACUUGAAUUACGAAUGUCCUGGGUACCAUUAAGUGUUCCCAGCAGUGAUACACUCCAUAAGCACGAGCAGUUAGAAGUAUUUAAUUUAAUGAAACACUAAAGCCAUCGUUGACUCCCCUUUUUUUUUAAAGUCUUGUCAUUUUUAAAAAAUAUUCCCCAAACAUUAAUUCCCCUUUGAUUAGUGGGUUAGUGAAACAAAACACUAUGCCUAAUGUCAGCAUGAUUGGCUGUUUUUAUUUGGAUAUUCAUAUUAAUUUCUCUUACUUUAUCCGUGCAGUGUGCGGUCUUCAGAGGAUACCCACAUGCUCUGUGCAGUCCGCACUCAUUGCCUUCACAUUUAAUUUGAUUAACCAGCAUCACCUCUAUGCAGUAGUGUGAACCCAUUUAAUUUGAUGUAACAGUGUAAACUGAGAGCUCGUCAUUCCACAAAUGCGACUGUAAAAUGUUUCCUCCUCGUUCCUUUGGUCGUUGGGGGGCUUUGAUCUAACAAAUGUAAAAUCUCUUGUGGUGUUAAAUUUGUGAAAGACUUCAUCUUUUCACACUAGAUUCUUAAUAAGGAAACAGCAGUUUUUGUCUUUGCAGUUUUAUUUUUCCUCUUGAAGGAUGUAUUUGUACAAAUGGAAAUUCCAGUAUUCACUGCGCUUUUGUAACAUAAUGUAAAUUAUUUGGACUAUUUAUUGUUAACAUUUGAGACGAGUGUUUUCUGUUUAACUUAAGGUGACAUCCAAGAAA